Coregonus clupeaformis (lake whitefish) is the source of this 1443-nucleotide messenger RNA. RefSeq names its product transmembrane protein 238-like. Lineage: Eukaryota; Metazoa; Chordata; Actinopteri; Salmoniformes; Salmonidae. The transcript is spliced from 2 exons. The record is from RefSeq and is a predicted model, not a curated record. The coding region runs from base 465 to 989 and encodes 174 amino acids.
UGUCAUUCCACAGGUGAAAGGAAUAUCAUGAUGCUUGUGAACAGACAUUAGUGUGCCAUGUUUGGCGUCCUUCUGCAUAUUGAACUGAUGACAGAUAUCUAGAAAAUCAGAACCAUCAUGGCUCCUUUCUACAAUGCAUGUCACACAUUUCCUACCGCAUUUACAGUAUUAAUAUGGCUGUUGUCAUGCCAGUAUCCCCGUCUACCCCGCCCUCAGUUCUCUCACCUGUCUACGGCUACCACGCCACUCCUCUCUGUGCUGUGCCCUGUGCUGUGACACAGGUAAACCUGAAUAGGGACGAGCUUCCUCACCUGUCUCACCUUACCUCUUCAAACAAACGGCUCCGUUUGAAACUCUACCCCAACCGAAUUCCACCAGGAAACCAACCGCAAAUGAUAGUUAGAAAAGAAAAGGUGGUCUAAACAAAGUAUUUGUGAGGCCUAUCUCGAAGCCAAUUUAGAGACAUGGAGCCGACGUACCGCGGUCUGGGGCGCUGUUCCUGCGCUUUUUGGUUGGCAGUGUCCUUCGACAUAUUCGGGCUGCUCGUUCUUUUGAUCGGUGUUUUUGCGGACAUAUUCUUCUAUGACUUUUUAAUCUACGCCGGGGCCAUCAUCAUCUUCCUCAGCCUCAUUUGGUGGGUGUUCUGGUACACGGGCAAUAUCGAGGUCCCCUCAGAGGAGCUGGAGGAUGACGUCGGGCUCUUGAAGAAGGAGCGGGACAUCGCAGGUGCGGUGAGGUGGUUAUCCAGCCGUCUCUCCAACAGUAUCAGGAACUCUCUGCGGCGGAAUGGAGGCCCCCCCCGAGGGGUCGCGAGAAGGGCAGGGACCGGGCUGUCUACGACGCACAUGAGGGAUGCCCAACAGCAACCGGAGCCCCCGCCUGUCGUAUUGGCGAUGGGCCCGCGUGAUGAGGACGUGCACACGGUGUCUGCAUCCGUCGACACUGACAUACCUGUCCCGCACACAGCUACAAAGACUUCGGCCAUAUGAUGCGCAAUGCGCACAAGAAAUUGGAGGCUUGGCAGCACUGAACCCCAUAAGGACAUUUCACUUGUCCAUCUCACAAUGUUUACAAGUACAUUUCGUUUUUAAUAUUGUCCAUAUGGGCUUUUUUCUUUGUAACAUUUCGUUUUUAAAUUCAAAUUAUGCUCCUCAGUGAGGACUUUCUGUUUGUUUUAAUGCCAAUUUUGUGAAUAAUUUGUGAAUACUUUGUGGAUAAGCGAUGCAAUACUAUAAUAAUAAUACUACAGAGAUUUUUCUACCAAAUAUGUCAGACUUUCAUUUUUAGGCCUAAGUGCAACUGAGAAGGUGCAUGUUGUAAACUUGACCUGGCACCUGUAUUCUACAUCCCACCCACGUUUAACGUUUAAGAAGUCACACCUGUUAAUUGAAAUGCAUUCCAGGUGACUACCUCAUGAAGCUGGUUGAGAGAAUGCCAAGAGUG